AUGGUUCUCAAACUCUAUGGCUCUGCUAUGUCCUUUUCCCGUGUCUUGGUCACAAUUCUAGAGAAGGACCUCCCGUAUGAGCACAUCCUCGUUGAUAUUGCCAAGGGAGACCAGAAGAGCGAGGCCUACAAGAAGUUGCAGCCCUUUGGGAAGGUGCCUGUGUUGGAUGAUGACGGGUUUCUUAUCUUUGAGAGUAGGGCUAUUUGCAAGUACCUUGCACGGCAAGUCUUUCAAAGUCGUGCUUCGAAUUACACUUCCGGUCCGAAAUUGAUCCCAGGGGGCGAUGAUAAGGCCUAUGGUCUCUUCGAACAAGCUUGUUCUGUCGAACAAAGCUAUUUUGCAGCCGCUUCUGAAACAAUCGGAACUGAGAUUGUAAUCAAAAAAGUGAAGGGUCUUGGUCCGCCAGAUGAAGCAAGAGUCGCUCAAGCCGAAGCUGAUCUUGAUGAAGUUUUCGCUUACUAUGACAGGCUUCUAGCUAAACAGAAAUAUCUUGCGGGAGACGACCUGACCUUGGUUGACUUGUUUCACUUGCCUAAUGGGUCGGCUUUGAAGGCAUUUGGAUACAAGGGAACAUUUGAAAAGUAUCCGAACGUGGAUAAGUGGUUUACGGGGUUACAGGAGAGGGAGACGUGGGUCAAGGCUGCAGCACUGGCGGGCACCGCGGCAUAA
Molecule: messenger RNA, 669 nt
Organism: Endocarpon pusillum Z07020
Lineage: Eukaryota; Fungi; Ascomycota; Eurotiomycetes; Verrucariales; Verrucariaceae
Exons: 3
Coding region: 1-669 (222 amino acids)
Cellular component (GO): cytoplasm
Molecular function (GO): glutathione transferase activity; glutathione binding
Source: RefSeq, a predicted model, not a curated record